Phialemonium atrogriseum is the source of this 1669-nucleotide messenger RNA. RefSeq lists its product as uncharacterized. Gene Ontology annotation, biological process: protein refolding. Gene Ontology annotation, molecular function: Hsp70 protein binding. Gene Ontology annotation, cellular component: cytoplasm. The transcript is spliced from 4 exons. The coding region runs from base 234 to 1493 and encodes 419 amino acids. The record is from RefSeq and is a predicted model, not a curated record. NCBI's taxonomy places the organism in Eukaryota, Fungi, Ascomycota, Sordariomycetes, Cephalothecales, Cephalothecaceae.
CUUUAACACGCUGGUAUUUUCACUAGUGGGCUCUCAGCUCCGGUAUAAGUGACCUGUCUUCUAGACACGCAAAAGAUAACUCUGAGCUGGCAAAGACUCGCACUGGAGCUGGCAAGAUCUCUCCUUCUCGUCACUCUUUUGUCGAAUCCUGUUUAUUACAGAUCGGGGGGAAUUUCUGCGAAGUAUUUGAACAGAUCUCCCCAUUCGGCGCUGGAAUCAGCGAGGGGCGCAAGAUGUUGCUCCGUGGAGGGGCGCUGCUGCUCCUGUUGUCGCUGGUGCAUCUGGUGCUAUGUGCCGAAGACUAUUACAAGGUCCUCGGCUUAGGAAAACAAGCGACAGACAAAGAGUUAAAGUCGGCCUACAGGCAGCUCAGCAAGAAAUACCACCCCGAUAAGAACCCAGGUGAUAGCACUGCGGAGUCCAAGUUUGUCGAGGUCUCCGAAGCCUACGAAGCUCUCAUCGACCCCGAGUCCCGGCGCAUCUACGAUCAGUACGGGCACGAGGGCCUCAAGCAACGACAACAGGGCGGCGGCUUCCACACACACGACCCCUUCGACCUGUUCAGCCGGUUCUUCGGCGGAAAAGGCCACUAUGGCAGCCACCCGGGCCACCGGCGGGGCCCCAACGCCGAGCUCAAGGUCGAGAUCGCGCUACGGGACUUCUAUAACGGGGCCACGACCGAGUUCCACUGGGAGAAGCAGCACAUCUGCGAGGAGUGCGAAGGCACCGGCUCCGCCGAUGGCGACGUCGAGACGUGCCACACCUGCGCCGGGCGGGGCAUCCUGCUGCAGAAGAUCAUGCUGGCCCCCGGCAUGUACCAGCAGACGCAGGCGCAGUGCCACGCCUGCGGGGGCCGCGGCAAGACCAUCAAGAACCGCUGCCCCGCCUGCGGCGGCGAGCGCGUCGUCCGUAAGAGCACGCCCGUGCAGCUGACGGUGCCGCGGGGCGUGGCGCGCGACGCGCGCGUGGCCUACGAGAACGAGGCCGACGCGAGCCCGGACUACGUCGCCGGCGACCUGUUCGUCAUCCUGGCCGAGAAGGCGCCCCACCUCGAGGAGGGCAACCCGGACCGCGUCGACGGCGCCUUCUUCCACCGCCGCGGCGACGACCUCGUCUGGAAGGAGGUCAUCUCGCUGCGCGAGGCCUGGAUGGGCGACUGGUCGCGCAACCUGACGCACCUGGACGGGCACGUCGUGCGCAUCGGCCGCAAGCGCGGCGAGGUCGUGCAGCCGGGCCACGUGGACACAAUCGUCGGCGAGGGCAUGCCCAAGUGGCACGAGGACGGCGACAGCGUCUACCACGAGACCGAGUACGGGAACCUCUUCGUCGAGUACGUCGUCGUCCUCCCCGACCAGAUGGAGAGCGGCAUGGAGAAGGAGUUCUGGUCCGUCUGGCAGAAGUGGCGAGGGAAGACCGGCGUCGACCUGCACAAGGACAGCGGCCGUCCGGACCUCCCCGAUUCGGGAGAGGAGCGUGUUCAUCAGGAGUUAUGAGUGGGGUCCCGAGAUACCAAAUGGAAUCAUGUAUCGUAAAUAUGUCGUUCAAUAUACCGAGUUUUCUCUUGGCGACCUUCUUUUGCGUAUUGAUUUACGUACGUGUUGAAGCCGGUCCAAGUCAUACCGAACUAGCUAAUAUGCCGCUCAACUCAAGCAAAAGAAACAAGAUCAUG